AUGUCCGAACGCAAGAGAAUCUACUACACCUAUAAGACCAUCGAGGCAUACGAGAAAUACGAUGACCAGGUGCGGAAGAUCAUCACAGAGGAUACCAAACGGGAAGUGUGGAUUUGCAAUCGGGCUCUGCCUCCUACUUGCUACCCUCCCGAAGUGUCCCCCGAUACUAUCAAGAAGCUGAAGGAUCUGAGUGAUGAUAUCGUUGUUAAGGAGUUGGAGGAGUAG
Aspergillus sclerotioniger CBS 115572 is the source of this 225-nucleotide messenger RNA. RefSeq lists its product as uncharacterized. The transcript has 4 exons. The record is from RefSeq and is a predicted model, not a curated record. The coding region runs from base 1 to 225 and encodes 74 amino acids. NCBI's taxonomy places the organism in Eukaryota, Fungi, Ascomycota, Eurotiomycetes, Eurotiales, Aspergillaceae.